CCGCGAGCGGCGUCGCCAUUUUGAAGGAACUCGUCGGGCCCACCGAUCCACCCCCACCCGCGUCCCCGUUCAGUGGCCUCGGCGUUCGCUCGUUGCCGCGACGACAUCACAGCGAGAGUCCUCGGCGCUUCGACUCUGAAUGGACAUAAUGGCGAGCCCAGCCAAGGAGAACUAUCGGAUGAGAAGCUACAAAAACAAGGCGCUGAAUCCGCAGGAGAUGCGGCGACGACGUGAGGAGGAGGGCAUUCAGCUGCGCAAGCAAAAGCGCGAGCAGCAGCUGUUCAAGCGUAGAAAUGUGGACAAUCCCAAUGAGGAUGUCUCCAUGGACAAUGGAAUCCAAGAUCCCUCCGUCACCACCACCAUACCUGGGGAGUUUUCGGUCAUCACGAUUGAAAUGCUGCAGAUGAUUUUUUCUGACGACCCCGAGCAUCAGCUUGCCGCCACGCAAAAGUUCAGAAAGCUUCUCUCUAAAGAGCCGAACCCCCCGAUCGACGAGGUAAUCGUCUCGCCCGGCGUGGUGCCUCGCUUCGUUGAGUUCCUCAAGAGGAGGGAAAACUGCACGCUGCAGUUCGAGGCUGCGUGGGCGCUGACUAACAUCGCCUCGGGGACGUCGACGCAGACGCGGGUGGUGAUCACGGCCGGCGCCGUGCCCAUCUUCAUCACGCUGCUCUCCUCUGACUUUGAGGACGUGCAGGAGCAGGCCGUGUGGGCGCUGGGAAACAUCGCUGGAGACAGCCCCGAGUGCCGCGACUACGUCCUCGAGUGUGGCAUCCUCGCGCCGUUGCUGCAGCUGCUCACCAAGUCGAACCGCCUGACGAUGACGCGGAACGCGGUGUGGGCGCUCUCCAACCUCUGCCGUGGAAAGAACCCCCCGCCCGACUUUGCCAAGGUGUCUCCGUGCCUGAACGUGCUGUCACGCCUGCUGUACAGCACCGACACGGACAUCCUGGCGGACGCCUGCUGGGCGCUCAGCUACCUGUCGGAUGGCCCCAACGACAAGAUCCAGGCGGUGAUCGACUCGGGCGUGUGCCGUCGCCUCGUUGAGCUGCUCAUGCACACGGACGUGAAGGUGGUGUCCCCCGCCCUGCGCGCUGUCGGAAACAUCGUGACGGGAGACGACGUGCAGACACAGGUGAUACUGAACUGCUCGGCGCUGCCGUGUCUGCUGCAUCUGCUGAGCAAUCCCAAGGAGUCGAUCAAAAAGGAGGCCUGCUGGACCAUCUCCAAUAUUACAGCUGGCAGCCGGGCCCAGAUACAGGCGGUCAUCGAUGCCAACAUCUUCCCGGUGCUGAUCGAGAUCCUGCAAAAGGCGGAGUUCCGAACGCGCAAAGAAGCAGCCUGGGCCAUCACUAACGCCACAUCCGGUGGCACCCCUGAGCAGAUCCGGUUUCUGGUGGAGCAGGGCUGCAUCAAGCCGCUGUGCGACCUGCUCACCGUGAUGGAUGCCAAGAUCGUGCAGGUGGCUCUCAACGGCCUGGAAAACAUCCUGAAGCUGGGCGAGCAGGAGGCACGGCAGGACAAUCUGGGCAUCAACCCCUACUGCGCCACAAUCGAGGAGGCCUACGGCCUGGACAAGAUCGAGUUCCUGCAAUCGCACGAGAACCAGGAGAUUUACCAGAAGGCGUACGACCUGAUCGAGCGCUAUUUCGGCUCGGAGGAGGAGGACGGGGAGAUCGCUCCGCAGGUGGAUGAAAACCAGCAGCAGUUCCUCUUCCACCCCCAGCCACAGGCGCCCAUGGGCGGCUUCCAGCUCUGAACCGCUCGCCCCCCGCCGGUCCGGUCCGUCCGUCCGUCUGCUCGCCCGUCCACCCCCCACCCCACCCAGAAACUCUCCUUCCCUACCCCGUAGUGAGCGAGCGAUGGCUGCUGUCAUUAAAAGUGGCUUCUUGCCCCACCCUCACAAAACCCCACCCCGUCCCUCAACGUGUGCCAUGGAUAAGGUAGCGUUGGGAUAAAGCGGACGGCGCCGUCGAGGGUUGCGGCGCCGUCUAUAAAGAGAGACGACGAUGUUUGAGUGCGCGAGAGAGAGAGAGCGAGAGAGCGAGCGAGGGGUGUUGCUGUGAGCGAGUUCGCGUGGGUGUUGAGCCGAGACAUUUGCCGCGCGACGGGAGAGGAUUCGGCGCCCGCGUUUUACGCGAUACGGGCCGUUCACGUGGUGGAGUAGCGGGGGGGGGGAGAGGAGAUCUUUAGCGCUUUAACAACUGCCGCCCCCCCCCCCCCCGAUGGUUGGGCAAGCAAAAACUUUGCUGCCCGUUUGUGCCACCUCCCCCCUCCUCUGCCGCCCGUGCCCCCAUGCGCGCGCAAAGUCUGUGAGCUGAUGGUGUUGGGCUAUAAGCGGCAUUGGCUUUUCCCACAUGCUGUGCAUAAAGUCCUCUGCUUUAGUUGUGCCUGUAGAUGAAACUAUAAGCUGGGAGCCUCAGCCGACAGGGAGGAGUGUAAACCCGAGUGUUUCCGCUGUGAAGUCUGACCUUCCCUGAUCCCCGUUUAUCCCCAAUUCCCCCCCCCCCCCCCCCCCCCCCACCAAUGCCAUCCCCCCCCCACUCUUUUAUUUCCUCUUCCCUUUAAAACCUUACUGCAUUGUGCGUGUGUUUUUUUGUUGUUGCAAGUAGUGAAAACAUUUGCGAGCAGUUGAUUAAGCAACAAACUAAACAAGUAUCAAGCGAAAGAAAACAAAUCAGAACUAAUUAUAACCACGAUAUUACUUGAGUGUUUGUCCCCACUGCAAUUGUGCUAAAGCGUGCAAGCGCUACGUGUUGUCGACACGGGGCAACGCCCGUGUAGGGAUAGGGUGCAGCCUUGUGAACCAAACGGUACUCGCUCACCGUCCCUUAACCUCCCCCGUACCCGCUUCCCCCACACACACGGACACGCGGUGGGGGUCAGUGCAUUGCGGCUGAGUUCUCGCUGCCCAUCAUCCCAUGUGAACGAUCGCCCAACGCUUCGAAACGCCCGCGGUGUGCCGUAGUUUGCUGUGCCGCCCACCAUCGCUCAAUCCCGGUUCCCGGUUCGCCUUCUCACUUGCCCGCGAUCCCCACCAUCUCCAUAACCCAGCGAAAAUAAUCUCGCAAAAUAACCAACUCUCCACGCAUGGUGAAUGGAUAUGUAUUUUUCACUCUUGGUGGCUGCAUCCAUUCCCUUUUGGCCUUUGUGCAGGGAUGGGGGAGCGCACCGUGGGUGGCUGGGCUAUGCGACCGUGGGUUUGUUUUGCUGUUCCUCCGUUGCUUUUUUGGCUCUUACUUGGUGGUUUUAUUUUUUGGCGCGGACCUUUGGGCUGCCUGGCCCCCCCACUGCCCACAAGGGCCGCGUCGGAGUGGGCGAGCUGCGACCUACGUGUGACCCCGAAAUCAUUUCUUCUCAGGAGCCCCAUGGCCUCCCAGUCUCGACCAGCUAAUAGCCUCUGUCCAUUGCUUCAUACAGACAGAUGUAUUUGCACACACGAACACACGCACGCUGUAUUUCUAUGUUCCUCUCAAAUAGUCCAUUAGCUUUGAAGGUACUGUUGUUUGGUGGUUCAAACAUCAUCCUUACAAAUAAAAAAAAGCAAACAAUGUUCCAUGGUUUGCAAUUGCACAUUUGAUGCAUUGAGGCCACCCUAAAUUGGGGCGGAGGGGGGGCUUUGCGCAGGUGGGCGAUUCACCGUGCAGUGCUGUGACUGCGUGCAUGUUCCUUUCCUUUAUUUUCCCCUCGUAUUUCUUUAAACGGGUGUUGUUUUAACGUAGUCGUUGCAGCAGCAGCCGCCCAAUAAUUUCUUCACCCGCGCAGCAACUGCCACCCCUGUCCAAGGGAAGAACCACCAGCGGCCCUACUGGCAAAUACCGAAGGGUGUGUGUGGCGUUGGAAACGACGAUUGAAAAACAUUUGUGCUGUGCGAAUUCCCCACGGCACUCCCAGGCACACUUUCGUCGGAGGUGCAGUCACAUUGCCCAAGCUGCUGUCAGAAACAGUUCAGGGCUGCCCCCCCCCCCCCCUUGCUCGCACACACACACAGGGACGACGGAGAAAGUAGUCGCUCGUUUUGCGUUUGACAGUGGUGAGUCCGUUGACAGGACAGCCACUGUUGGCUAUCUCACACAAGUACUAUUUUAGUGGACCCCAUUUGGGAUGGACUACACCAACGACCCUUGAAGAGGAUUUGAACUUGUGACACUGGCAUCCACGCACAUUGAGCCACCGGGUUGGAUCCCCCCACCCACUUGUAUAACAAGUGUGGUUCUAUCGAUUGUUGGGGUGCGCGUCCCUGUCUGCAACCCUGGGCCCCUUUGUGGCCAUGGUUGGGCAGCAGGUCCGCAGUGGAGAUUAAAAUUUUGUGCCGCUCUUGUCGCCCCGUGACAUCGACACGGGGCGUGAAGGCGGUGCAACUGCUCCGGGGCCCUUGGGCCGGGAGGGAGGGCCCAGGUUACAAAGUGGGGAGAAUAUUUGGGCGGAGUGUUUGGGGUGGCCGGGUCACACCUUCAUUCUUUGCGCCAAGGCACAUGGCAACCCGGCUGGUAAUGCCAGGCUGUGUUUGCUGAUGCCAGGGUAAUCGUGCAGCCAAUUCAAAACUCGUAGGAAAAUUAUGUUUCUGAAGGCAAAUCAGGCCGUGUGAAUGCACCUCUUCCUUAACCCUUGGCUUCAAAAAGCUGCGUCUCUUUUGUGCGUUGUGGUCUUCGACUGCUGUUCACCCACAUCGUCAUAACCGCAUGUUGGGUUUUUUUUAGUUUACUACGUUUUAUUCCGCUCCCUCCUUUCCUACCCAAUCCGUGUUUUGUUUUCCUCUCGUUCUUCAAUACAUUAAAAGUGUACAUUAUAUAAAUAAUUUAUAAAACAAAUCUGUCUCAUUACGUAGGCUUAUUUUGCAUCUUGUGCAGCCAAAUGUAUAAAAAAAAUAUUUGUAAAUUUAGAAGGGAGUGGUAUUUGAGCUAAGACAAAUGCUGGGGUCUUAAAAAUAAAGUAAACAUUAUAAUUGCGCGGGGAUGGAAAAUCUCCUCCGCUUAUUUAUCACCAUGGUGUGUUUAAAAAAAAAUACUCAUUGGCUAGUACGUAACCCACAAGCCAAUUGGUGCAAUUUUAAGGUGUUUGCCAUAAGGUGCACACAUACAUGAGGUAAGCGAUUUUUAAAUUGUCAACUUGGUUUGGCACUACCUCCCGCCCAUUAAAUCGAUCUCUUAAAAAUAAAAAUGAACGCUCAUUAACAAAUCUCCUUCCGCGCUGCUCGGAAAGAAUUCCCGGUCGUGCCAGUUCAGUUGGGUCUUAGGCGCAAAGGGUUAAACCAACUCAGCACAACCCCCCCCCCACCCACGCUUUCUCAUUUUUGUAAACGUUUGAAUUUACGUAGACAAGUGACUAGAGGUUUAAACAAGAGGUAGAAUUGUCCACUGAUUAUCUACACUGGCUUGAGAGCUAAUUUUUUUGUGAUUGUAGCCUUCAAACAGCACUGCUGAACAAACCAGUUUUGCACUAAGCUAUCAUUCACCUUGCGUUCAUGUAGGAGUUUCAAAGCAGUGAACGCUUGCAGCUUUUAAUUAUGUUAAAGCAGUAGGUUUUUUUUCUUAAUUGCAUGAAAACCAUACCUGUUCAGCUUCUGCUGAAUUUGAAAAAUGACAGCGUAGUUUGCUUGGGUAGAACUACAGCCAAAACAACAUUACACCAUUUCAAGUAAUAGUAUUUGGAUUUUUGGGUUCUUCAUAAACCCUCUGCCAAACACAGUGAUGUUGGCGUUUAAUUCGAUCAUGCAUCCAACACUGCUCGUAACAGUGGUAGGAUGGUGACUUUUAUAUUUGUCAAGCCCAUCGUGUCUGGGCACAUGAAUUGCCAAUCAGGCUGUACAUUUUUCAAUUAUUCAGCCUUCUGCAUCGCGUCUGGAUUCGGAAUUGCACGCUCGCUGUCUCUACAUUGGGUCUAUCUACCUCUUUUCAAAUGCUCUCAAACUGUGACCUAAACUGUUUUGCUCUUUGCUUUGAAGACAUAAAGCUAUGAAACUAGUAAACAAAAAUAGCAUUGAUAUAAUUCUAAAACAAGUGGGGGGAAAAAAUAUAAAAAAAUGUUUAAAAAGUGACAUUUAGCAGAAGCUGUUAAGGUUGUAUUAUUCUUGUGAUGCUCUGAUUGGGUUUAAGCUUCAAACUUGUGCUGAUUUUGUGUAGGCAUUUGAUUUCUUUUGCCCCUAUUUCCUUUGUGUUUAUUUUUUAGUCCCUUUAUUUCCGGCGUAGAUAUACUCGCCGAUGGGUCUUACCUUUAAGAAAAAUGCAUAAGAAGAAAAUUGUAUGUAAAAAAAAAAGGGAAUAAGAAAGGUUUAAAUAAAAGUUAGUUUUAAGCCCUGGUAGAAAUGUAGUCUGCCUGUGCAGACGCAACAGCACCCCGCGACCCGCAGAAUCACAACCCAACCAAGGAAUCGACCCGCAAGAGAUACUUUCGCGCAAAUUUUACAAAAUAAUAAUUAUCAAGGACCAACCCAAACCCAAUCCCAAGCUGUCGUUUAUACAACCCUUUCCCCCCUUCUCUCACCGAAACCGGCCACCUUGGUGGAAAUUGAGCGGUGGGCUGGGCAGGUUCCUUGUUGGAUGACGGGUUCUGCGCGCCGUGUGGGAGGAGGCAGCAGCAAGUGUUUGUUGUGUCGGUAAUUAAUUAUUGCGGUUCGCAUUAUUAGUACUCUGGGCCGCGGCUUUGUUGGGAUGGACACACGCAGGACUCUGUGACGGGUCGCCAGCUUGAGUGUUUUGAGCUCGGCAGAACGGUUUGGCAGCAACUUAAAAAAAAAAUUGACCACAUUUUUAUUUUUUUAAGAUGUGUACGACAACAAUCGGGUAAAAAAAACAGCGAGGCGUUAACAUGCUAACUGCUAAAUCUGUUGCGGGCGUGUUUACGUUUGCCCGUGAAAGGCCCGGAAUAAAGCACGCUGUUCAACCAAAUUGUCUCAUGGUCACCUCCCCCCCCCCCUGCCCUAACCCCACCGCGUUGUUUCUCUCGGCCACCAAAAUCGGCGCCAGACCCCCCCAACACCCCCCCCCCCUCCCGGUUGCGGUUGACGGGUCAAGGAGGCAGACGUGGUGGGGGGGGGUAGAGAUGGGGGGCGGCCGCUGCACAGUUGGCACGCACGCGGCGGCGGGGGCAGAAUUGGGAGGGCCCGCGAUUGACGUCCCAAUGGCCCCAGGGGCCACGGUGUCUCCGCCAAGUCCUCGACGCUUACCCCACGUCACUCGCUUUGCGUGCCCACUUAUGGGUGUUGCUCUUGUUCCGGCAGCCGUGGGGGGGGCGGGGGUGUAAUUUUUGUUGUUGUUCCCGCCUCCCCCCCUCACCAGGAUUUUGUUGAUCUGCGGCUAGCGACACGAUCGCCGAGGUCCUUGAGCGUGUGUGGGCCCCAGCAAACCCCAUCCCCCAACUUUAUUAAGUCGUUAAGUGUAACUCGUUAUAAGGAAUCUCAAAAUGUUAAUGUGAAUAUUUGUAAGGCCACCUUGCCAGGAAGGAUUUCACGACCGAGGGGGGUUCAAAAUUUAACUUGUUAACUGGAUAAAUGAACUUUUUGUUAAUUAAUGCUGGCAGAAAUUAGUCGAUGCAAAAAUAUAUAUUUUUGCAUUCAAAGCGUAUUGAAGAGAAAAAAUACCGUAUAUACUGCAAUUUUAUAAAUGGUUCUCAUGUUUUGUUAAUGUACCUUUUGCUCAUGCUGAUGAAUUGGCAAAAGUUUCAGAUUAUAAAACACCAAGUCCUUAAACUAUUUACAUCUAUGACCAUGCCAUUGCUGUAAUUGCCACUACAAAUAUUUUUUUUACCAACAUUGUGUUUAUUUGAUCUCUUUGCAUUAAUGUAAGCCAGUACAAAUAUCAUUUUUCAGGAAUCACAUAAAAGUGGCACAUGAAUAAUUGGAACGCGGUAUUUUAGUUUUCGACUUGAUUUAUGUUGUGUAAAUAUUUGUAGUAUUUAUAUCGUUAAAUAUUCAAUUUGCAUUUUAUUUUAAUAUCCUCAAAAGAAUAAUGAGACAUGAACUUAAAAUUUGUCAUUGAUUCGCCUAUAGCGUUGUUAAAUUGUAUUUGCCGAAUCCAGUAAAAAGGGGUAGGUGAAUUGAGUCCCCUUUUUUCGAUGGAUAGGAAAAAAAGUUUGCUCGAUUCCGGGGAAUGGGUCUCCUGGCAAGGUGAUGCAUGCACGCACACGCACACACUUUGUCCCUUGGUACCGUUUUUCCUGGGACGCGCGCACACGCACACAUCACACGCGCACACAUACAGUCGCAUACCGACUGGACGGCCCCCGUUCAAGAGGCUUUUGGUGGAAAAUUGAGAAUGCCCAAUUUUAAAAAAAUAAGCUUAUUAUCUUAAGUUCUUUCCCAGUUAGCGGCGGCUGCCGUUGCCCUUCCAAAUUUGCGGCCCGUUCCGCGCGUUUAAAUAUAAUAACAUUUCUUUGACAUAAAACUGUCGUGUGGCACAUUACGAUCUAUCUGCAGACUGCUGCUGCUUUUUUUAAUUUCCGGAACAAAUCCUGUUUAUGGAAAAAGUAAUAGGAACAUUGCUUUGGCCUGUACGCGACAGCUCUCGCAGUAUUUAUUUUUAUAAUCUUGUUUACAUUUUUUGGCGCUGCGAUCUUGGCAGAGUAGCCGUGAGCCACCACAACCGGCGGACAAAGCAAUUUGCUGCCACUCCUGCCGUCUCGAGACUCUGGAACGGCAGAAAUAAAUAAGAAGGGGCGGCAUGAAUGGGGCGGUCGCUUCUCAACUUCCCGCGAAAGCCAGCGUUUGAACGGAGGGUACCAAACGGAGAACAACCACGCGACUUGUGCUGACGUUCCGUGUGUGUGCGAGUGAGAGAGAGUGAAUGCUCGACUGACUUGAUUGAUUGGCUGUGGCUUUGCAGACUUAAAAAAGGAAAAAAAACUAUCUAUUACCCCCUCUCCCACCCCUUAAGCCGAGAAUGACCGCAGUCGUCAGCAGUAUCGGUGUGGCAUUACGCACGUGUUUCAGUACUUUAAUGCAGGAAGUUACUGACAAACGUCAGUUCAUUGUUUGUCUCUCCUAGGAUAAAAGCUGUGGAAAGCUUUAGCCGGAGGGAAAAGUGGCCCAUGUUGCUGUCCCUCAUUUUUUUGUUUGGCUCGGCGUUUCCUGGCGCACAGGGCCAUGCUUGGGGACGGGGCGGGGUGUAGUCUGGCUUCAUCUUUGCGUUUAUUUGCCGUGGUCAAAUUGUGCUGCGCUUUUUGGCGUCGCAAUACAAUAACAAAGAACUGCAUUCACGCACACACUUGCGUGUUUGGCCAGGAUGCGCAAGUUUCCACGGGCCUUCGUGAUUUUGUUUUGUCGAUAACAUCGAGAAGAUACAUAUAUACUAUACAUAUAUAUUGGAGUUACGCACGCUGUCGGUUAUCGGAAACCCAACGUUGAGAGCAAAGGGCGUGAUCUGCAUUGCAACUUGGGAGUCGAGUUGCAAUUGAAGUUGCAAUGCAGGUUGCGCAGUUAGGAGUGACAGGUUCCGACACCAUUUAUCGUGACACCUUAAGCGAGCAUUGUUGACUUGUUGAGCUUGAAAUGUUAGCAUAUUCUCGCUUCACAAAUGACUACGGAAUCGUUGCAAUAUCACGGCAAGAGAGUAUGCACUGUGCAUGUAAACCAGCCUACGUGGUGGUGUCUCGUCCGCAUCUUCCGUUCAAGUGGCGUGUCUUUCCGUCGUCUCAUUCGCGUCACAUGUUUUGUACGAACACAAUGUCCACAAGCACGGCAAUAUUUGCCUGCUGGUGGUGGUGAAUUCCACUUGGACGUUGAGAACUGUAUUCUUUUGGGUCUUUCGGUAAAGUCACUGGGAUAGCUUCAAAGAAACUAACAAAAAACGACGUUUCGAUCGCUACACAAGUGGUCGUCAUCUGCUUCAGAUGUUGACGACUGCGUACCCUCGCCACCUGCAGGGUUCCCUUUGAUGUUUCUUUUUCGUUGUAAUCAGAAAAAAAAGUUUCGAUUUUCUUUUCCACGUCUGUACGCGUGAGUGGUUGAGCCAUGGUUGUUAGCCAAACAUAUCCUCGAUAACUGCAUCGAUCAAUCGGGUCGAGCCAUUGCCCCUCCCCCCCCCAGAGGUCCUAGACUUCUCCACUCGACGUGAUUGUUUUCUCUCUGCUGGUGCGGACACCCAAAACAAAGACGAACGACGUAAUAACUGGAACUGGCGAGCUGAACUGGGGCACGGUUUGCCACGGAUGGAAGGUGCCACGGCACACGUCCAUUGUAGCCUUCUUGAGGCGAAUUCCGGCCUGGUCCGUGCCUGGGUUUCUUGUUUUGCCGUGCAGCUGCCGUGGGUACAUUUUGAUGUCUCUCCAACAUCAUCAUCAUCUCUGCUCUCCCGUUUCUCAUUGAGGCUGUUGAAGGGUUCAUUGUGGCCGGUGACAUUGUUAGGUAAGCCCACAGUGUGUCCCAUCUUUUCCACCCAAGGUAAACAUUUUUUUUUAUUUCGACUUUUCAAAUGUGAUAAAUGUGUGUUUUGCACAUGUUAUAUGUGACUUAACUGGCAUUCAGUGACUGCUAUUGGCUAUUGUACAAACAGCUUCAUUUUUUUAGGAUAUUUUUUUCCUCAAAGGCACGCGCACCAGCUUAGAACGUGCGGUAAAACAAGUUAUAUCAACAAGCAAUAAUCGGACCUCGUAACCAAUUCUCUGAAAUACCCAUUUAUUAAAUGUUUGAUUCUAGGUUAAGCAGAUUUGGGCACUUAAUACCUGCGCGUGCCUCAACCGCAAGGGGUGCAGUGUUGUCAUGAUAAACAAUAGCACCGAUAGGGCAUUUGAGAUGCACGCUUUUUUUGUAAUAUUGGAUUUCUAAGCGGGGAAAAUCUUUCCUUCCCUUGUCCAUUGUAAACCAGCAAAGCAAACAAAACAAACAGGGUAAUUGAAAACAAUACCACAAACGGAGCUUGGGUGGAAAAAAGUCGGUGUUCAUCGAUUUGACGUCGUGAAAUUUAGAAGUUAUUUUGUUUCUACUACAGAAAAAAUAACCGAUUUAAUUUCUUCAUCAUCACUAUUCUCUAAUUGUGUCCAACUCAAAGGAGGCCUUUGUCAAUUAACGUGAAACUUAUAUAUAUUCUUAUUUGUUAUACAUUGAAUUAUAUUUUCAUUUUCUAAUUGUGCAAUGUGGCUAAAGAAAAUUCCGAUUUUGGCGAAAAAAGCGGAUUUUACUAAAUCUACAAGUCUCUUGGAUCACUCGAGAAUGCGCACAAUUGACACUUGGGUGCACAUGUAGAUUUCAAAAGGAAAGCGGCAAUUGUGCUUCAAACUAUUGAAAAGUGCUAUUUUAAUAACUUAAAAUAAUAAUACAGGAAAAAAAAUAACUAACAGCUGUAUGCAAAUUCGUUCCGGCUGUUGAUGGCCGAAUUGAAACAACAUGAAGUGGGGCAGCUUUAACUGGCUUGAGGUUGCCGCAGGGAAUAUUUAAACUCGGAAUACGCUCUCGAACCAAACUUUGCUGUAUUGAAAUUAAUAAAUAAGUCAAGGAACGUCAAAAGCGGCGAGUGCCCCCCCGGCAUGCGGCCGGUCCUCUCCCUCCCCUCGGGCCCCCCCCCCCCAAUCCCUUCUUCUCGACAUGCCCCCCCCCCCAUCCCCGUUUACACUCAGCAGCAACGUGCCAUGGAUCAUGCGCUAUUAUAAAUGUUUUUGCCUCCGCAGGUACAAACCUCACUUUUCUGUGCAAUACAAUGUUUCCUCUUCCCCUCGGCUUCACGACGUUGGCUUUUUUUUUACGCCUUUUUACCGUAACCUCAGAGUAGCGUGUUGUCGCUCAUAACUUUUUGUUCCUUUAUUUUUAUUUCUUUUUUUUUCCUUUUUUAUCCGUAGGAUCUGUUUACUGGUUUUUCCUAAAUCGGCUUUAAAAAAAAGUGUUACAUUGCAGAUGGCAUGUCGGCAGAUAUAUUUUUCUUGGGUGCCGACUAAAAGCGUGCGCGAUUUCUUUUCCUUUACGGAUGAUGAUACUGUAUUUGGGGCACACGCCAAGGCUUAAGUUAAUUUUCGUCGUGUGGCUAUAUUAUGCGAUGUUUCUGUGACAACCACGCGUUUGCAAUACGAGAGAAAAUUUGAACUUUAACAGCCAGGAGUGUUCAGCUCUGCCGCAAAGGCUGGCUUUCUUCCAAUAAAGCUUAUCUACUUUAUUUGGUUUAUAUUUUUAAAACAGCACUUCAUUUUGUACCUACAAAACUUGAACGAUCUCUACCAUUUUGUAUGCUGCGUAUGGCCGCCGGCUGGGGCAGAGAUUUGACAGACUGAAGACGUUUGCAUUGACUUUUAAGGAGUGGUCUGGAGAGAGGUGUGAGUGAGUUGACAUACGUAAAUAUUGAAAAAUAUAAAGUACACGAACACGACUCGCAGACAUACACAACUACAAAAAAUUUCAUUUUGUUACUUGUAUUAUGUUUUUUCCUGUUUAACAUGUAAAAUUGUAACCAUUUAAAAGCGAUAAUAAAAGUCUUCAGUUACAAACA
This is a messenger RNA of Lethenteron reissneri (Far Eastern brook lamprey), 12404 nucleotides long. It is a transcript of the gene KPNA5, whose product is annotated as karyopherin subunit alpha 5. The record is from RefSeq and is a predicted model, not a curated record. Gene Ontology annotation, cellular component: cytoplasm. Lineage: Eukaryota; Metazoa; Chordata; Hyperoartia; Petromyzontiformes; Petromyzontidae. Gene Ontology annotation, biological process: protein import into nucleus. Gene Ontology annotation, molecular function: protein binding; nuclear import signal receptor activity.